Amoebophrya sp. A25 is the source of this 511-nucleotide messenger RNA. The record is from the annotation of a GenBank genome assembly. Lineage: Eukaryota; Dinophyceae; Syndiniales; Amoebophryaceae.
AUGCCCCCUUCCUUCCUGGCGCAGAGCGCCAUCGAGUUUGUUUUGGUGCCGGCCACGUUUCUUCUUCCGGUCGGUGUCUACCUUUUUACCGACUACAUCGACGAUUUCGUUCAGGCGGUUCCUGGUAUCUUGCGGGCUCCUAGUACAGGUGGAGCAUUAGAGGAAGUCUCUGCUGGUGUUGAUGCAAGACCAAUACCACAUGGAGAGUCAGAAUCUUCCAAAAAGAUACUCGAUGUUGGAAUGCCAUCGACAAGCGAAGGACCCCUAAGCUGGUGGACUUUGCCAGCAUCGAUAGUGCUCUUCGUGGUCUACAGCAUCUACUUGCGUGCUGGAAGGGCCGACUAUGUCGCACAAAAAUGUAGUGGAAUCAAAACUGAAUAGACGAACAAGUGAGAAAUAAUUACGAAACUCGCAUACUUACUUACAGUCUUACGAAUACGAUCGAUGCCUGGUCGUGUGGUCUUCGACUUAUGCUCAAUCGCCAUGGUCGUUUUCGAGUGAGUCAGUUUAU